ACCCACCUUUUGGAGCAUUGCUCUCUUCUCCAUUCCAUGUCCUGCAUGACACUCAGGUUAAGGCUUCCAACUGCUACAAAAGCAUGGAAGAGCUUCACUUCUACACUUGGUAAACUUCGUAAGAUUCGUAGCUCCAAAGCCAUGAAGAAACCCAGAAAGUAUCCAAAAACUGCCACUAAGACAGUUGUUACCAGGACCCCUCCUAAGUUCCUUGCUACCAAGCGUUUUCGCCGCAAAAGGUUAGCCACAGUCACAAGUUUCAUCUACGGCUUCCACAAAAAGCCUAAACCUGUUUACAUAGAUAAGCUUUUUAAAGAGCCUUCAUGUGAGUUGGUGGAGCACUUGAAGCCACAAACAGCAUACAAAUCACGAACUGAAAAGAGGGCAACGCUCCCUUAUGAGGCUAGGGAAGGAGGAGUGGCAGGAACAAGCAAGGAAGGUGGAUCAAGUAAACCAUGCACGUCAGACUCAGAUGCUAUGUGGGAGUCAUUGGCAUUAGCCUCUCCUCUAAUGCAUGGAAUAGAUGAAAGAGCGGAGGAGUUCAUCGCUAGAUUCAGAGAAGAGUUGGCUGAGCAAGAGAUCUUAGCAAGAAAUUUGUAGUACUUGUUCUAGCUAGCUACUAGGUAUCUAUUGUUGCAAAAAACUAGAAUCUCAUCACAGUAAUAGAUGUAAAUAAAGAACCCAAGAAACAAAGCCAUCUUGUUUUUCAAGUAUAGGUAUAACUAAGAUCUACUAGAUUGUUAAUGACCAGUCUGUAUGGACAUUCUAUCAACUGUAUCAAUUAUUGUAGUCAGACAUCAUGAACGAAACGAAAUACGUGCGUCACGAUUAAGUCUUUAGCAGCAUAAAGGUCUUACCAGCAUAACCCAGAACAGGAAUUUUUGUGGAACUCGCAAUGUAAGAUACAAGUUUGUUGCUGCCUCUUGUAAGUUCCUUUCCCCCUUGCUAGAACUGAGCCAUCUGAAUCUACGAUCCCUUCUUUCUCUUGGUACUUGGUGCGUUGACCCUUUUACAAACUGAAAGCUCUCACCUGUAAUCUGUUGCAAGAUACAUAGAUGAGCAAAUUUUGCUAUGCAAAUAAAUUAAUGCAGAGACACUUU
Abrus precatorius (Indian licorice) is the source of this 1100-nucleotide messenger RNA. RefSeq lists its product as uncharacterized. The coding region runs from base 37 to 600 and encodes 187 amino acids. The transcript has a single exon. Lineage: Eukaryota; Viridiplantae; Streptophyta; Magnoliopsida; Fabales; Fabaceae. The record is from RefSeq and is a predicted model, not a curated record.